CUCGUGAGUGAGUAUGUAAAUCCAAUCUAGAUAACAGCAACGUACGCUUUUGCUUACUACGGCGUAGCAGAUAAAAAAUCCACCUCCGUUAGCAAAUUCACUUCAUUUCGCAACAUUCCUUCAAUUCUGGGCAGAAAUAUUUUGCAAAAAAUGGGCCAAUCUCAUUCUUCCCCGGGCAAAAAAUCCAAAAAGAAGGUCACCACCAAGGAAACGUUACCAUCGAGUAUGAGUCCAAGUCGAGCAGCAGCAGCGACAGGUUUGAUAAAUUUGCAGAAUAAAUGUUGCAAAAGUGUACAAGACCAGAAAUACCAGAGGAUGAGGGAAGAGUUUGAGAAUGAUGUUCAAGAAUUUGUUCUUAACAAUUUGCUCCUGAGUGUGGAACUAUUUGACGAUUUUGAGAGCGCCAAACAAGACGCUGAACAAUUCAAGAUUGAGAAGGAACAAGACUUGAACGAAAAUGGGGUCUGCCUUGGAACAAAUAUGAUCCAGGGUCAAAUGGAAUACCGUCUCCUUUCCGGAAUGAGGCAUGUCCUCGCAAAUAACUUUGUUUACAAGAAUCGUGCCCCAAUGUCGAAAAUUGUGGGGGAUGCAAUUCUCCCCCUGGAUUUUGCAAUUAGUUGGAAAAAUAUUAAAAUUUUUCAUACCUGGGAUGAUGACGUUACGAAAGAUAAUUCUGCAUUUGGUGAAGAGUUUCAAAAUUGUAGACUUGUGAUGGAAGAAUCCAGCGGGAAAAAUAAUGGUAUGGGGCUAGCUAAUUAUUAUUUUUGUUUUUAAUGCAUACACUCUUAGAAGUCUGGUAUAGUCAGGCGCGUAUUGGUUUGGCGGUAUUGAAUUUUUUACUACCCGGUAUUAAAAUUAUACCAUUUGGUAAAAUUAGUUACUGCUAUGGUAUAACUUUAAUACUAACUGAAUACCAUGCCGUAUUUUUUAUCUAUACCAUUUUGAUAGAGUUAUAUAUUAAUACCGAUUGGCAUUUAUUUAAUACAUGAUUUCUAACAGUGUAUAAUUAAAUAUUUAUUUAGUUCCUAAAGGGUACGUGAGACUUUGGUCUGGUCAUAGCUGUGCACCCUCACCCUCAUGAGGGCAAAAUCGCCCUCCCUCAUGUGCCCUCACCCUCAUUUUCAUGAGGGCGAGGGCGAUGAGGGUGAGGGCGCUUGAUCUUCAUGAGGGCGAGGGCGAUGAGGGCGAGGGCGCAAAUUAACAUAUGAGGGCGAGGGUGGUGAGGGUGAGGGCGCUUGAUCUUCAUGAG
Folsomia candida is the source of this 1249-nucleotide messenger RNA. RefSeq lists its product as uncharacterized. The transcript has 2 exons. The coding region runs from base 151 to 774 and encodes 207 amino acids. The record is from RefSeq and is a predicted model, not a curated record. NCBI's taxonomy places the organism in Eukaryota, Metazoa, Arthropoda, Collembola, Entomobryomorpha, Isotomidae.